AUGGAUCCGCUCACCCAUACUUCACAUCCCCCAGCUUCGCAUCCAGUCGGUCAUUGCUCGUCUGGGUGUCCAAACAGUGUUUCAUGCACCUCUGAUUACCCUGAAGAAUACCAAAAAUCUUCAGGAGUGGCUCCCCCGAAGAUUGAGAUGGGUGAAUACUACUUUCCAAUGAAUGGCGUUCAGACCCCCUACCAUCGUACCCAACUUCCGCUGCCGGCUGCCCCGUCAACCUAUAGACCACCUCUUACUUAUUUAGGAGACGCAGCCGGUAAGUACCAGAACUGCCGGCCGAACUCUUCCUCCUCGUGGGAAUCGGACCUCAAGAGUCAAGAUGAGCGUGAGCUACUGAAUGGACAUCCGACCGCUUACCCUUUCGAGUUUGGAUACCACAAUACCACAUGUUCCUUCCGUCCUUACGCUUCCACAGCUUCCUCGGAGAACGAAGCGCAUCCAUUUCACGAGGCGCCAGACAGAAGGCCUUCUACGGUAGAGAAUAGAUCCGGCUCUAGCGGCGUCCAAGAGUUGACAUUGCCCCCAAUCAACAAUCAGCUUACUCCCGAUAGCCGUUACUCAGCAGACGAACCACCCACCAGACAAGAAGAGUACGCCGAAGACCUCACCAAAGCGAAUAUUGACAAGGCAGGAUUAUCUGAGUCGGAACACUCCCCGAAAUCCAAAUCGGCGACAGGCAAGAAGCCUUCUAGUUUGAAAGUAUCAGAGAAGCGUCGACAGCAAAAUAGGGCAGCGCAACGGGCUAUGCGGGAGCGUCGCAAAUUUGACGAACUUACUCAUCCACCAUUCUAUCAACCCGGGUGUCUUAUCAUGGAAUCCGGUACCAGCGCAAGAAAAUUCGCAGGCAAUGUUGCCACUUUUGAGUACCGGCAGUCUUCCUCCGCAUUCCGCUUCUAUAAGCGACCACACGUUUAUACCCUCUAA
Molecule: messenger RNA, 936 nt
Organism: Puccinia triticina
Lineage: Eukaryota; Fungi; Basidiomycota; Pucciniomycetes; Pucciniales; Pucciniaceae
Exons: 3
Coding region: 1-936 (311 amino acids)
Biological process (GO): regulation of DNA-templated transcription
Molecular function (GO): DNA-binding transcription factor activity
Source: RefSeq, a predicted model, not a curated record